UCCUGUUCUUCGCUACUCCUUUUCACAUCAUGAGGAGAAACCAGCUGCCAGGGGCAGUCUUGCUCCUGCUUUCUCUGCUCCUUCUCAGAGAUGCUGUAGACACUGCAGAACCACACUAUGUGGUGCUGGUCCCAUCCCAGCUCUAUUCUGGGGUCACUGAGAAGGCCUGUGUUAUGCUGAAAGACCUCAAUGAAACUGUGACUGUGACCAUGACUAUAGAAUUUGGAGGACAAAGCUGGAACCUGCUCAGCAAGCCUGUGGCAGAAAAGGCCUCCUUCUUCUGCCACCCCUUCUCUCUUCCAGAGCUCUCCACCCACAUGGCAUACAUUACUGUGCAGGUGAAGGGGCCGACCCAACAGUUCAGAAAGAAGCAAAUAAUGGGCAUCAAAAAAAUAGAAAGCCUCGUCUUUGUUCAUACAGACAAACCCGUCUACAAACCAGCACAAACAGUGAGAUUCCGCAUUGUUUCUGUGAAUAUCAAUUUUUACCCUUUGGAUGAAAUGUUCCCUGUGGUUUAUAUUGAGAACCCCAAGAAGAACAGAAUUUUCCAGUGGCAAAAUAUCAGAUUGCAAGGGGGGCUCACCCAGCUCUCCUUCCCACUCUCAGAGGAGCCCAUUCUAGGUCCUUACAAGGUCAUUGUACAAAAGAAUCUGGAAAAAAAAAUAGAGCACCCCUUCGAGGUAAUAGAAUAUGUUUUGCCCAGAUUUGAGGUUCAAGUGAAAUUACCUAACACAAUUCGUUUCCUAGAUGAAGAAUUUGAAGUAUCUGUCUGUGGCCAAUACACAUAUGGAAAGCCUGUCCCUGGUCUGGUGACUAUCAAUGUAUGCAGAAGAGAUUCGCAAUACUAUUCGCCCUGUCCAGGUACACAUUCAAGAGUUAUCUGCGAUGAAUUCAGUCAGCAGGCAGAUAGUAAAGGCUGUUUCACAAAACUUAUAAAAACGAAAAAUUUUCACCUGGGAUUGAAAGGGCUAGAGAUGGCAUUACAAGUGGAAGGCACAAUCAAAGAGGAGGGAACAGAUUUGGAAUUAACUGGGCACGGAAAAUGUGAAAUCACAAAUCUCUUCAGCAGACUUGAGUUCAUAAAAGUGGAUUCAUAUUACAAACCUGGACUUCCUUUCUUUGGGGAGGUUCUUCUUGUGGAUGAGAAGGGUCAAGCAAUCCCCAAUAAAACCCUAACUGCCCAUGUGAAUGAUGCAUACCAAUUCAAGCAAUUCAAGUACACUACAAAUGAACAUGGUUCAGUGAGGAUAUCCAUCGAUACCACCAACUUCAAGUCUUCUUAUCUUACAGUUGUAGUCACUUACAAACCAGCUCGUUCUUGUCAUGAUAUGAUGUGGCUUCAAGAAUUGCAUUCACAAGUGCAUCACAAUGCAAAGCGUCUUUUCUCCCCAAGCAGCAGUUACAUCCACCUCGAGCCUUUUGGUGGUGUUUUGACCUGUGGACAAAUGCACAAGGUUAACAUGCACUAUAUCCUGAAUGAAGAGAUGCCGGAGAAACAGACAGAGUUAAUUUUCUAUUCUUUGAUCAAAGCAAAAGGAAUCAUCGUUCAGGCAGCAACUGCUUCAGUGCCCGUUGGACAAGGAAACAUGAAAGGCAUGUUGCCCCUCUCCUUUAAAGUGGAAUCAGACAUUGCUCCCACUGCUCAGAUGAUUGUCUAUACUGUGUUACCAAAGGGAGAAGUUGUUGCAGAUAUACAAGAAUUCAAGAUUGAAAAUUGCUUUGCCAACAAGGUAAAUUUAAGCUUCUCUUCAGCCCAGAGCAUGCCAGCUUCAAACACCUACCUGAAGGUUAAAGGCUCACCCCUCUCCCUCUGUGGCCUCCAUGCAGUGGACCAGAGUCUGAUGUUAAUGAGAGGAGGAGUUGCGUUCUCACCUCAAUCAGUCUAUCGAUUGCUACCCUCAAAGAAUGACCUACCUAGAACAUAUGGAGAAUUAAGCCAGGAAGACAGUGAAGAAUGCAUCCCUAGGGGUCCCAUAGGCAUAUAUGACAUGAAUGCAGCAAGCCGGGUUCUGGAGGAUGACGAUAUCUACAGCAUCUUCCAGGUUUCAGGAGUACAUAUUUUUACCAACUCAAAUAUCCGAAAGCCUCGCCUGUGUGGGUUUUCACUGCAUCAAGGCUAUGGACCAGGUGGUAUGCUCUUCAACGGAGGAUUGGGAGCCUUUCCAAGUGGAAUAGGAGCCAUUCCAGGUGGAAUGGGAGCCAUUCCAGGUGUAGGAGUGGGAGCCAUUCCAGGUGUAGGAGUGGGAGCCAUUCCAGGUGUAGGAAUGGGAGCCAUUGCAGGAAUGGGACCAGUUGGAGCAGCAGGAGUUGGGUAUGCAGGCGGGAUGUCUUAUCCUCCACCAGCAGUUCCUCCAGCAAUGCCAAUAGAAGAUGUCCAGACUGCUCACAUAAGAGAAAUGGUCCGGAAGUAUUUCCCUGAGAGCUGGAUCUGGGACUUGGUCGUACUUGAUGUAUCAGGCAGAAGUGAGAUGGCAGUGAAAGUCCCAGACACCAUCACAGAAUGGAAGGCCAGUGCAUUCUGCUUGUCCGGGACAGAAGGGCUUGGCUUCUCGCCUACCAUCUCUCUCCAAGUCUUCCAGCCUUUCUUCCUGGAAUUCGUGCUCCCCUACUCUGUGGUACAAGGAGAAGCCUUCAAACUCAAGGCUACCAUAGUCAACUAUUUGUCCCACUGCAUACGGGUCAGAGUGCAGCUGGAGGAGUCUUCUGCCUUCUUAGCCAUCCCAGGAGAGAAGAAUGCAGAAUCUCACUGCAUCUGUGGACAUGAGAGGAAAACUGUGUUCUGGGCUGUGACCCCAAAGUCACUGGGGAAGGUAAAUUUCACCGCAUCUGCAGAAGCCCUCCAGUCUCGGGAAUUGUGUGGCAAUGAGGAGCCUAAGAUGCCAUCGUUUGGACAGAAGGAUACGGUGGUCAAGCCCUUGUUAAUUGAGCCUGAAGGAAUAGAAAAAGAAGAAACUUUCAACACACUGCUCUGUGCAUCAGCUACUGGAGUUCCUGAGAAAUUAUCCCUAAAAAUUCCUUCAAAUGUGGUUGAAGGAUCAACCAGGGCAACAUAUACAGUUUUGGGUGACAUACUCGGUUCUGCGAUGGAAAAUCUGCAGAAUCUUGUCCAGCUGCCCUAUGGUUGCGGAGAGCAAAAUAUGAUCCUCUUUACCCCUAAUAUCUAUGUUCUGGCCUAUCUGAGUGAGACAGGACAGCUGACAGAGAAGAUCAAGUCAAAAGCCAUCAACUAUCUCACUAGUGGGUACCAAAGGCAGCUGAAUUAUAAGCACAAUGAUGGCUCAUACAGUACCUUUGGGGAUCACGGUGGUAGAACACCAGGAAACACAUGGCUCACUGCAUUUGUGGUCAAAUCCUUUUCUCAAGCCCAGUCGUACAUCUUUGUGGAGAGUUCCCAUAUCAUAAUUGCCUUCACCUGGCUUUCACAGAGGCAAAAGGAAAAUGGUUGUUUCCAAUGCUCUGGAUCUCUGCUAAAUAAUGCUAUGAAGGGCGGAGUAGACGACGAGGUGACACUCUCUGCCUACGUCACCAUUGCUCUGCUGGAGAUGCCACUACCCGUCAGUCACCCAGUUGUCCGAAAUGCUCUAAACUGUCUGGAAAUGGCCUGGAAAUCCACUUCAGAGGCCCAAGGGAAUUUUGUCUAUACAAAGGCUUUACUGGCCUAUGCCUUUGCCCUAGCAGGACACCAGGCCAGCCGGAAUGAGGUGCUUAAAUCACUUGACAGAGAGGCUAUAAAAGAAGAGGAUUCAAUCCACUGGCAACGUCCAAGGAAACUUCAAGAAGAUAGCACACUCUUUUAUCAACCCCGAGCUCCCUCUGUGGAAGUGGAGAUGGCAGCCUACAUACUCCUGGCCUAUCUUACUGCCCAGCCUGCCCCAUCUUCAGCUGACCUAUCCAUGGCGUCACGCAUUGUGAAGUGGAUCAUCAAGCAGCAAAAUCCCCAUGGAGGUUUCUCAUCCACUCAGGAUACAGUAGUGGCUCUCCAAGCCCUCGCCAAGUAUGGAGCCCGGAUCUUUGCUACAAGUCAGAAAGCAGCUAUAGUCUCAGUCAAGUCUUCAGGAGCCUUCUCUAAAGAAUUUCAAGUAAAUGAAGCCAACCGCCUAUUGCUGCAGGAGGUCCAGCUGCCUGAGAUUCCAGGAGAAUAUAGCACAACCAUUUCAGGAAGAGGGUGUGUGUACCUCCAGACAACCCUGAGAUAUAAUAUCUUGCCUAAGAAGGAACAGAAAGCUCCCUUCAGCCUGAGUGUUAAUACUCUGCCCAAGGACUGUGAUGGAGCAGCUGCUCACAAGAAAUUCCAGAUUGACCUCAACAUUAGUUAUACUGGGGAGCGACCUAGAUCCAACAUGGUCAUUGUUGACGUAAAGAUGGUAUCAGGCUUCAUACCUGUGAAAAAAUCAGUGAAAAAGCUCCAAGAAAGACCUGAGAUUCCAAGGACUGAAGUGAGCACCAAUCACGUCUUGAUUUACUUUAAAGAGCUAACCAAUCAAACCCUGAGUUUCUCCUUCUCAGUGGAACAAGAUAUCAAAAUAAAGAAUUUAAAACCAGCUGCAGUCAAAAUCUAUGAUUAUUAUGAGACAGAUGAAUUUGCCAUUGAAGAGUACAGUGCCCCUUGUAGUUCUGAAUCGGAACAAGGAAAUGCUUGAGGAGUGGAAAUGUAUGUACCUCAUCAGAUGGACUUCGGCAGAAAUGAAGAUCUAUCAACAGAGAGGAGAAAGGAAGGAAGGAGUUCAUAGUACAUGUAUUGAAUAAAGUUAUAUUUACAAUGCUUUA
Echinops telfairi (small Madagascar hedgehog) is the source of this 4767-nucleotide messenger RNA. Its product is annotated as pregnancy zone protein-like. The coding region runs from base 30 to 4640 and encodes 1536 amino acids. The transcript has 36 exons. Gene Ontology annotation, cellular component: extracellular region. Gene Ontology annotation, molecular function: endopeptidase inhibitor activity. The record is from RefSeq and is a predicted model, not a curated record. Lineage: Eukaryota; Metazoa; Chordata; Mammalia; Afrosoricida; Tenrecidae.